Molecule: messenger RNA, 1973 nt
Organism: Linum tenue
Lineage: Eukaryota; Viridiplantae; Streptophyta; Magnoliopsida; Malpighiales; Linaceae
Source: the annotation of a GenBank genome assembly
AGCUAACUGGUUUGUCGUUCCAAACACCUUGGAAUAACAAACAGAGAACUCUUCUGCACACACAGAAGAGAUAAGACUCUGCAAACAUGAGUUUCAGAGAAGGAGGAGGAGCGAAUGGAAUUGGUGGGUCAAGGAAAGUGGCCGCCAUGGAAAUGGAGCUCGAGGAAGCUGCGCCGGUCUUGGAUUCAGGGGAGAAGCGGCUCAACGAACUUGGAUACAAGCAGGAGCUCAGAAGGGAAAUGACGUUCUUGAAGAUACUCGGGAUAACGUUUUCGAGCAUGGCGGUGUUCGUAGGGACGCCGCUGUAUGGGCCGAGCCUGAGAUACGCUGGGCCGGCGAGCCUGAUAUGGGGCUGGCCCGUCGUCGUCUUCUUCACUUGGUUCGUCGGCGUCGCCAUGUCUGAAAUCUGCUCUUCUUUCCCUACCACGGGGUCACUCUACUUCUGGGCCGCUCACUUGGCUGGGCCGAGAUGGGGCCCAUUCGCAUCCUGGUGCUGCGCCUGGCUCGAGACCAUCGGCCUUGUUUCUGGAGUAGGUGCUCAGGCAUAUUCAGCAUCUCAAUCGCUACAAAUGAUCAUUCUGCUGGCUACGGGGACCAACACCGGAGGAGGCUACUACGCGUCGAGAGGGGUAUUUUUGUCAAUGUACAUCGGGUUCACUCUCAUUUGGGCAACCCUCAACACCUUUGCACUUGAAGUCAUUGCUUUCUUUGGCAUCAUCUCCAUGUGGUGGCAGGUAAUUGGAGGUUUGGUCGUGAUAAUAAUGCUGCCACUAGUCGCACAACAAACCCAGCCGGCUUCAUUCGUCUUCACCCACUUCCAAACAUCCCCUGAAUCCACGGGCAUCUCGAGCAAGCCUUACGCCAUCAUAAUGUCCGUCUUGCUGAGCAACUACUGCCUCUACGGCUACGACUCGGCGGCCCAUUUAACCGAGGAGACCAAAGGGGCCGACAGGACUGGGCCUUUCGCCAUUCUGUCCAGCAUCGGCAUCAUCUCCGUCUUCGGCUGGGCCUACAACCUGGCCCUCACUUUCAGCAUCAAGGAUUUCGACUACCUCUACGACGAGAACAACGAGACCGGCGGCGCUCUCGUCCCGGCGCAGAUCAUCUACGACGCGUUCUACGGGAGGUACCAUAACUCCGCCGGAGCCGUGGUUUUCCUCUGCAUUAUUUGGGGGUCCUUCUUCUUCUGCGGGCUCGCCGUCACAACUAAGCCGUGCAAAAAUUUUCAGAUAUAUGCACUCUCAAGAGACAACGGCAUCCCAUUCUCACCGAUAUGGAGAAAGCUCCACCCGAAGUCCAAAGUCCCGGUGAACGCGGUGUGGCUGUGUGCAGCCAUCAGCAUCAUCUUAGGGCUCCCGAUCUUGAAGAUGGACGUCGUCUUCACCGCCAUACUUUCGAUAAGCACGGUUGGAUGGGUGGGAGGGUAUGCAGUGCCCAUAUUCGCCAGGCUGGUGAUGGAAGAGCGAAACUUCAAGCCGGGACCGUUCUACUUGGGCAGAGCCAGGAGGCCGAUAUGCUUGGUGGCUUUCCUGUGGAUCGGCUACACUUGUUCGGCCUUCCUGUUGCCGACGAGCUACCCUAUAAGAUUGAAGACCUUCAACUACGCGCCGGUUGCGCUUGCGGUGUGCAUGGGACUGGUGAUGCUGUGGUGGGUUCUGGAUGCUAGGAAAUGGUUCAAGGGCCCUGUUAGAAAUAUCGAGGUGGACAGUUCAAGUCAGCAUUGUUGACAAUAUGGAGUAACUGAGAAAAUGUACUUGUAUCAGAAAUUCAGCAACCAAGGUUCCCAAUUCUCUAUAACCAGUUACUUUUUUUGCCACCACCAAAUGAACUUCUGAAACGUCUUUUCCAAGUAGUCUGGCCCAACGAUGUUAUAACCUGCUGAUUCGAACAUAAACUUUGCGUGUCCAAGAAUCAUCCCAAUGUAAAGCAAAGGAAGUCCUAAAUCACCUGCAAUUACACCUUUCUGAAUGCAA